AUGCCUGGAGCUUCCUAUCUCUCUGGUCUCCUUCUGCCUGCAGCCACCGAAGCUUGGGACAUCAUUUCGGCCGAGAUUUUCUUCUUGGUUUCAGAAUACGUUCCUGCGCUGCCUCCCCAAGAUGCACUUCCUCCCGGUCCGUUUGCACCUUGUGCUCACCUGAAGGCGCUGACGAAGCUCGUUUUUAAAGACAGUGAAGCCUGGACGUGUGCCUUCUUUGGAGCAGCUGAAGAGAGCCGAAUGACAACGCCUCUUGCGUGUGCAUCUUACCUGCCUUCGGCCUCGCUGGGAUCGCCGCCGAGAGAAGACCUUGAGCCCCGCCACUGCUGCCCUUCGGAGUUGCCGCAGACCAGCGAAGAACAAGAGCCGCCGCAGCCAGCACCCGGCGGAUUCAGCGUCCUUUCCUCGUUCUUAACCUGUUUCUCACUCGUGAAGCAGGUGGUCGCCGCAAAGCUCAGAGAGGCGCGAACUCGCGCGUGCGCCCGAGCCGCUGCGCUCUUCGCGGAGUUCGUCGACAAUCCCACUGCGGCAGACCACGGCGAGACGCUUCUCCACGGCAUGCCGCGACUUGCCCGCACAGUACAACAAGUUUUGGAGGCGACUCCGGUCUCACCCGCCAUCGGGAGACUCUUGGAAGAGCUGCACCUUUCGUGGGGAAGCUGGCUGUCGGGGAGAAACGAAACAGCUACUCAAGACGAGGCCUCCGCGCCGGCAGAACGCAGAGCAGAGGGAGCCAGGCAGGGAGAGUGCAGACAACACACAGGAGACACCCGUGAGGUUGAGGAGGCCUGCUCUGAGCAGGGAUCGACGAUGCGAGAGAGGCUCCCAGAGACCUACGAGCGAGCGCAGGUGAUGCCCUUUUCGCAGGAAUUUUUGGCGCUGGAAGCAUGA
Besnoitia besnoiti is the source of this 891-nucleotide messenger RNA. RefSeq lists its product as uncharacterized. NCBI's taxonomy places the organism in Eukaryota, Apicomplexa, Conoidasida, Eucoccidiorida, Sarcocystidae. The record is from RefSeq and is a predicted model, not a curated record. The coding region runs from base 1 to 891 and encodes 296 amino acids. The transcript has a single exon.